AGGUGUUUUCGAAUAUAUUGAAGUUGAAGUUCUUUGGAAGAGUUUCGAAAAUGUUGAUAUAUAGUUUAGUCCUUUAUGGACUCUUAGCACAAUUGGCUAAGGCUAGAUAUAUAUCCGACAAUAUAUGUUUAGCAAUGCCCAACGGGCAGAAGCUGCCCAUAACCGGUGACUGCCAGGCGUACAUUGUUUGCGAGUACAAUACCGAGAGCGUCCGGCGGUGUCCGGGGGGAACACUGUUUGAUCCGAUUACACACGUGUGCAACUGGGCCUUCAUGGUGCAUUGUGGACAAACUCCCACGCUGGCACCGAGUUGGCAGCCACCGACUCCUGCCCCCGUACCGGUCACUACGGCCCGGCCAAUCGUAACGACGAAUCCUCCGUACAUCCCGACGAAUCCACCCUACAUUCCGACGAAUCCUCCGUACAUUCCAACGGCACCAACUCCAAACCCCACCACCGUCCAGACAACAACGGUCCGACCAACCACGACGGUUCCCCCUCCAGUGACCACAGUGGUGAGCGUAGUUCCGCCGGAAAACAGUCCCUAUCCGUACUGCGACAGCGAUGGUUUUUACUUCCUGCCUCACCCGUCGGCCUGCGAAAGCUACUACAUCUGCGCGUACGGAAUGCUGGUUCUGCACAGCUGCGGACAGGGUGUCUACUGGAACACGGAAACCAACCAGUGCGACUUCCCAGCCAACACCAACUGCACGAACCUACCGAACCCAGCCAAACCGGAAGAUUCUACCCCUUCAGCAGGAACUACGGCCAGCUCGAAGCUUCCCAAUUGUCACGGACCGGACAUAUUCUACCCCAGCACUGAGGACUGCGCCAAGUACUAUAUCUGCAUCGGAUCGUCGCCGAUCCUGAUGAGCUGCCCGGCGAACUACCUCUGGAAUGCCGACACCUCCCAGUGUCUUCAGCCGGAGCGGGCUCGCUGCUCGAGCUUGAUCGUGUAGAAGGAUUUUUUUAUUGUAAGAUUUACUCUGUAGGUAAUUUAUUCCAAGAUGUGUAAUUAAGAGUGAACGAUGUCAUCAUUGAGAUUUUCAUAAAGUGUGUACAAAUGUC
This is a messenger RNA of Culex quinquefasciatus (southern house mosquito), 1068 nucleotides long. Its product is annotated as mucin-2. The record is from RefSeq and is a predicted model, not a curated record. Bases 51 to 959 code for a protein of 302 amino acids. NCBI's taxonomy places the organism in Eukaryota, Metazoa, Arthropoda, Insecta, Diptera, Culicidae. The transcript is spliced from 4 exons. Gene Ontology annotation, molecular function: chitin binding. Gene Ontology annotation, cellular component: extracellular region.